UAUGUAGUUUGUGGAACUAAGCGCUUCGAGUUUGGCGAGUGUAUUAUAAUAAGAAUCUUAUCAUUAUGGAGAAACGAAAUCACGAAAUGAACAAAUUGAAAGAAUAUGAAUCCGUAAUUAGCUCUCAAAAAGAACACAUAUUGCGUUAUGAAAGUCGAUUGAAGGACAUUAUCGUAGCAUAUAAAGGUUUAGCCAAGGAAAAGAUUGCCUUAGAGCAAUCUUUACAGACACUCAACGCGGAAGGGGAUGGUGCAGGCAAAGUAUCUGUCAGCUUAAAAAAACAUGAACAGUCUGACACAAUACAAGAACCAUUGGCGCCGAACGAAGGAGGACAAGUCCAAAAACUAAUGCAAAAUCUCGCAACACUCACUGCUGAACGAAAUCGUAUUGAGGAAGUAUUAAAGAGUGACAGAAACCAGCUUCGGCAACAAUUAGCAAACAAGGAUGCAACAAUAGAGGAAUUAACGAGGCGAAUCAAAAUGCUUGAAAGCCAAUUCCCGUAUGACUCUAGCAGCUCAUUUGCUAGUGUUUCUGCCGAUCGCCCACUAAGUAGUGUGAAGUACGAGGAUCAGUCCUUAAAAAUAAGAGAGCUAAAGAAACUGUUAGACGAUGAACGUAACUUGAACGAACAGUUAGAAUUACAAUUAGGUAAUCUGAAAACGCAAUUUUUGCUCAAUAUCCCGGAUCGGCCGGCAGAGCUAAAAAAACGUACUGAAGAAAAGGAUUCUAGUUCCGUGACUGGCAUCACUGAGAAGAGCUCAAGCACUUCAAUAAAUUUAAAAGAAUCUUUGCAUGAUUUGCAACGAGAAAUGAAUCAUCUGAAGAAACAAUAUGCCAUUGCAGUGGCAGAUGAAAAGCAGCGGGUGCGGUUGGCGGAAGAAAGCAGCAAACGUUUGAGAGAAAUUCAUGAGGAACGUGUGGCCAAUUUUGAAUCCCGCAUACGAGAGCUUAGCGAAAUGGUGGGUAAGUAUGAUCGUCUAAAAGAGCAGGACAAGGCACACAUCUCACAAUUGAAAUGCACCAUAGCUAACCUCAAAACGAAACACGUAGAAGAACAAAACAACAUGCCAUGCGAUAAUAAUUUUGAUCGUGAAUCCAUAGAAGAUGGAUAUGGCGCACGUCAAGAGCUUUUCGCAAUACACCAAACCGAAAGUUUUGAUAAAACUGGUGAAAAUCGAACUGAUCUUAAUUUUCCUUCCAACGUUGCCCAUGACCAACAUUUGGAUACACAAAAUGAGCUGGAAAACUAUAAAUGGCGUUACGAACAAGCAAUAAGUGAUAAUCAACGACUGAAAAAGGAACUCCUUUUGUGUCAAGAAUGUGUGACACAACUGAAACACAAACAUGAUUUGCAAAAACAAUCCACAGCACAGCUGGAGUCCGAUUUGCAGCAGAAACUAACAGAACAGCAGAUGACCUUUAAAAAUGAGUCCUCCAAACAUUCAGAGGCCUUGAAUGCAAUGCAAGCAUCGUUCGAGAGAAAAAUUGGUCAUCUUCAAGAUUCAUUGCAAAAGCAACGUGAACGUUCGCUUGCCGUAAUGGACGAGAAGGAUGAAGAAAUCAAAACGUUACGAACGUCGCUGGAAAUUAUUUCACUCUCGUCUUCUACUUCUAUCCGCCAACAGGAGUCAAACAGCGAAGUUAUGAACAACGCGAAAGGUGAUCGCAACCGCUGGAAUAGUAACAAUGACUCUUCUACAAUGAUAACGUCCUUCACUUCUUUAGUUGAUGAACAUCAACAUAUUCUUCAUUAUGCACAAGAAAUAGCACGGAAAAACGUAGAAAUCAGUGCGAUUCGUACUUCAAAAAACAUGUCGGAGGCUGCACUUCGGAAGCUUGCACAGGAAAAAGUUAUGAUUGAGGAAAAUUAUAAGGACCAAAUAUUUCAACUGGAAAGAGACAUCGAACGAUUGCGAAGCAACAACCAACUGGAAGGAUCUAACCUAGAGUAUUUGAAAAACGUUGUGCUCAGUUUCCUUUUAUCGCGGGACAUAGACAGUAAGAAACAUAUGACCAAUGCAAUAGCAGCAGUUUUAAAGUUUGAUGAGAGUGAAAUUCAAGCUGUGAAUAAUAUCAAACAUUGA
Molecule: messenger RNA, 2084 nt
Organism: Anopheles marshallii
Lineage: Eukaryota; Metazoa; Arthropoda; Insecta; Diptera; Culicidae
Gene: GCC88
Product: GRIP and coiled-coil domain-containing protein 1
Exons: 2
Coding region: 66-2084 (672 amino acids)
Cellular component (GO): Golgi apparatus
Source: RefSeq, a predicted model, not a curated record